GUGAGUGUUUGACAUAACGUGACAGUUUGAUGCUUUUACAACAUAAACGUUUAGCUUUGCUAUUUAUUUGACUCGAACCCAGACGAUUUACAUCAUCUGAAUAUAACAUCAAAUCAAAAUGCUACCACUUUCCUUGUUGAAGACGGCACAAAGCCAUCCAAUGUUGGUCGAAUUGAAGAACGGCGAAACAUACAACGGACAUUUGGUGAGCUGCGAUACAUGGAUGAAUAUCAAUUUACGUGAAGUGAUUUGCACAUCAAAGGAUGGUGAUCGUUUCUGGCGUAUGCCUGAAUGCUACAUUCGUGGCAGUACAAUCAAAUACUUGCGUAUUCCGGACGAGGUGAUUGAUAUGGUGAAAGAGGAUGCCCAAAUGAAGGCACGGAAUCGCCAGGAAAUGAAAGGCAACCGAAACCAACAAAACCAACGACAAGGCUUGGGACGACCGGGCCAAGGUGGUAACCAAAAUCGAAACACAUUUCAACAGCGCAACCAGGGCAAUCGUCCGGGCAAUUUCCAACACAAAAAACCACAGCAACAACAACAGCAACCAAAAUGAACAAACCCAUUCACAUGUGAAUCAUUUAUUAUUUUUAAUGGAAAUCAUGAUAAAUAAAAGCAUAAGAAUUUGAACCUUCUAAAAUAA
Messenger RNA from Sitodiplosis mosellana (orange wheat blossom midge), 643 nucleotides. Its product is annotated as U6 snRNA-associated Sm-like protein LSm4. Lineage: Eukaryota; Metazoa; Arthropoda; Insecta; Diptera; Cecidomyiidae. Bases 119 to 556 code for a protein of 145 amino acids. The transcript is spliced from 4 exons. The record is from RefSeq and is a predicted model, not a curated record. Gene Ontology annotation, cellular component: P-body; U6 snRNP; spliceosomal tri-snRNP complex. Gene Ontology annotation, biological process: mRNA splicing, via spliceosome; P-body assembly; nuclear-transcribed mRNA catabolic process. Gene Ontology annotation, molecular function: U6 snRNA binding.